Messenger RNA from Populus euphratica (Euphrates poplar), 2229 nucleotides. Its product is annotated as putative disease resistance protein RGA3. Gene Ontology annotation, molecular function: ADP binding. The transcript has 5 exons. Gene Ontology annotation, biological process: defense response to other organism. The coding region runs from base 1 to 2229 and encodes 742 amino acids. NCBI's taxonomy places the organism in Eukaryota, Viridiplantae, Streptophyta, Magnoliopsida, Malpighiales, Salicaceae. The record is from RefSeq and is a predicted model, not a curated record.
AUGGCCCACCUUGUUUCCGAACUCUUGGAGCUGCUGAGUUCAAUACGUUUUUAUGAGGUCAAACAAGAGGUUAGAUUGGUUGUUGGUGUCAAGGAAGAAGUAAAAAAUCUUACUCGCAAACUCCAGUCCGUAAAACUUGAGGUUGCAGAUGCAGAGAGAAGAUGGAGGCAUGCACAGGACAAAAGUGCCAAAGAAUGGCUCGAUGACUUCGAAGAAAUUUGCUAUGGAUUGGAUGACGUGUUGGACGAGUGGGUAAAUGCAAUUCUGAAAUCAGAAACAGAGUAUGAAAAUUCCAAAACAGAGUCAGAGUAUGAAAAUCCCAACAAGUCUAAAAGGAAGCUGAAGAUCCAUUCCUCUCGUUUCACUUGUGGUCAAGUUAGUCUGCGUGAUGAUAUUGCUUCCAAAAUGAAGAAAUUAAAUGAGAAGGCAAAUGGGUUUUUUGGGCGGAAAGAACCAAAAUUUGAAAAGAGCAUUCAAUAUUAUGCAACUGCUGUGGAUGAAACAUCAGUUUGUGGUAGAGAGAAGGAAAAGGAUAAACUAAUUAAGUUGUUGUUGGGGGAGAGUACUGAUCAGGGAGGACGAAGCUCCGAUGUCAUCUCUAUAGUAGGGAUAGCAGGGGUGGGAAAAACUUAUCUUGCUGAACUAGUGUACGAGGAGAAAAAUAGAGUUGGCUUGAAUGAUCUGCUCGAAGAGACAGCUUUGGCAAUUUUUGGAAAGAAGUUUCUACUUGUCCUUGAUGAUGUGCUGGAAAUCGAUUCUUUUAUGUGGCACAAAUAUCUGAAGUGUUACUUUGAGUUUGGUUUGCCUGGAAGCAAAGUGUUGAUAACCACACGCAGUGAUAUGGUUCCGGUUUCUAUGGGAAACCACACCUGCCUUUUCCCUCUACAUGGAAUUACCGAAGAUGAUUGUCGGUCAUUAUUUAGUCACCGUGCAUGGUUUGGAAACAGUAGUACAGAGAGUGAAGAUAUGGUAAGCAUUCAUAACAAAAUUAUCAGUGGCUGCAAGGGACUUCCAUUUCUUGUAAAGGCUCUAGUAAGUCUUUUGCAAGUCAAAAUUUCUACAGAAGAACGGCAGCAUGUCUUGGAUAGUAAGGUUUGGGACCAAUACAAAGAUAAACCUGGUUAUCCUCCUCUACUGCUGUGCUAUGAUGAUUUGCCCCCCAAAAUGAGACGCUGUUUCACAUACUGUGCUCUUUUCUCCAAAGAUUUCAAGAAGUUAGAGCAAGAAUACUGGAUCAAUUUGUGGAUGGCACAAGGUUAUCUAAGGGCAACACAGAUUAAAGAAGAGGAAUUAGUUGGUAAAGACUACUUUGAAAACUUAAUCGCACGAUCUUUCUUCCAAAAUGCUAUAAAGGAUGGGAAUGGUAGCACAGCAGCAUGUAAGGUGCAUGAUCUGGUGCACGAGUUCGCGCAAUUUCUUACCGAGAAUGAUUGUGUUAACGUUGAGGUCAGUAGUCAUGGAGUGAUUGGGAUGGUCUCUUCUUGGAAAAAAGUUCGCCAUUUGAAGAUAGAGUUUUCGGAAAGGAAUGCCUCAUUCCCUGUCUCUUUUGAUAGCUUAAAAAAUUUGCGUAGCCUCCUCGUUGACUACCGUAAAAGUGACUAUCCAAUUGUUAGAGGAAACCAGGACGAUUUAUUAAGUCGAUUGACUUGUUUGAGAGCAUUGAAGUUGAGCCACAUCUCAAUUGAAAAACAUUUGAAGUAUUUGCCUGAAGAAAUUGGUGAAUUGUACAACCUGCAAACUCUAAACCUCAGUGGUUGCUGUGAGCUUCGAAGGCUACCAUAUGGCUUAUUCAGGUUAAUCAACUUGAGGCAUCUCAACAAUUAUCACACUGAUAAAUUGACUUUCAUGCCAAGAGGAAUCGAGAGAUUAACUUCUCUGAAGUCACUUUACAAGUUUGUUGUGAAUUGUUCCUACCAUAGUCACGAAUUAUCUAGUACUCUUGGAGAUCUGCAAAAUUUGAACGACCUUCGAAAAUAUCUUGAGAUAAGUGGGUUGGGAAAUUCAAAAGAUGUGAUCAGCGAGGCCAGAAAGGCACAACUUAAAAAGAAGAAACAGCUCGUUACUUUGAAACUCAGUUUUGUGGAGUGCAGAGCGUUGAUGCAUGACCAGGAUGAAGAAAUUAUUCAAGCCUUAGAACCACCUCCAAUUAGCCAAGCUGUCCAAGAUUUGUAUCUCCAAGUGCCGAAACUGCAACAAUCUGCCUCCAUUGGGCAAACUACCGUUCCUUGA